AUGGCCAUGCCGAUAUCGAAGAGAAGAAGAGUAGAAGAAGAAUCAGUAGAGAAAUUCGCAAUGGCGAAUUGUGUGGAUAUCAUGAAGAGGAACGAGUCGCUAGGACGAUCUAAACACUUCGAGUGCAAGACAUGCAACAAAAAAUUUGAUUCGUUUCAAGCACUUGGUGGGCAUAGAACGAGCCACAAGAAUACGAUGAAUAAGCUCAUCGCGACAAGUACUACUGACGAAUUUUUACCUGUUAAGCCCAAAAAACACAAAUGCUUCCUUUGUGGCGAAGAGUUUGCUCUGGGCCAAGCUUUGGGCGGACACAUGAGAAAACAUCGCGAUGAAUUAAAUCAACUCGAGCAGAAGAAGAAGAAGAAAUUGAAGGAGAAUUCGAAGAGUAAUGAAUUUGCAGAAGCUGUUCACGAUAAGAAAGAUAAGGGUAGUACUGAAAGAAAUUUGUUUUUGGAUUUGAAUUUGACGCCGUAUGAGAAUGAGGUGAUGACAGGGAUGAUUCCUGUUUAG
Molecule: messenger RNA, 510 nt
Organism: Lycium barbarum (goji berry)
Lineage: Eukaryota; Viridiplantae; Streptophyta; Magnoliopsida; Solanales; Solanaceae
Product: zinc finger protein ZAT11-like
Exons: 1
Coding region: 1-510 (169 amino acids)
Biological process (GO): response to chitin
Source: RefSeq, a predicted model, not a curated record